Molecule: messenger RNA, 462 nt
Organism: Prorocentrum cordatum
Lineage: Eukaryota; Dinophyceae; Prorocentrales; Prorocentraceae
Source: the annotation of a GenBank genome assembly
GCCGAGAUGGGGCCCACGGCCUGCGUCAACGGCAGCUGCGUUUGCAAGGACGCUUGCUCCUCCAACGGCACGAGCUGCGACACGCUUCACGAGUGCAACAAGAGCAUCGGGAAGUGCGGCUUCUUGGCGGGGAGUUGUGUGGGCACCGCGGAGUGCAAGGGCGGGGAGUGCGUCUGCCCCGAGGGCGAGUGCACCCUGGACGGCAAGAAGUGCGUGCCCGCGACCGUGGGCGCCCACGCGAUAGCCAAGCUCACCGCUGCGAAGGCGGCGACCUCCCUGGGCGGCCAUCGCCAGGGCAGGAGCCUGCAGCUGGUCGGCCUCGCGGCCGGCCUCCUUGCGGUCGCCCCGGCCGUCCUGGUCCUGCCGGCCCGGCGGCGGCCCUCCCGCGAUCCCACGCCGCGGGCAGCGCAGGCCGCGGGCGGGCGGCGCCCCGCCAUCGACGCGCCGCUGCUCGGCUCGUGA